CCCCGCGUGGGUCCUGCCGGAGAUCACCUCGGCCCCUUGGAGAGGCGGCCGAGCUGCGGCGGCGCAGGAGGGGGCGGGUUCGGCGAGGGCGCGGCCUCUCGGAGGGGGGCGUACGACGCGCGUCCCCAGCGCCCGCCUGGGCCACUCGGGAGCUUCCCGGCAGCCCGGUGCCCCACUUGGCAAUCCGCUCCGUGCUUCUUCCUCGCGCCCGCCUCCUCUUGUCACCUCCCGUCUCAGCCUCCCUGCUCCAUCCCCGCCGCAUCGACCGCCGGCCGAGUGCCUCCGAGAGCGAGAGGUGGUGCGCGGGGCUGCAGGGCGCGCCCUCACGCGGACCCCGGCCCGGCUUUGGGGGGCACGGGCAGCAGCAUGGACACCAAGCGCUGCUUCGCCAACCGCUUCGAUGACUACCAGGGCAGUCUGCUGGCGGGCCAGUGCGAGGAGGCGGUGGCGCCCUUGGUCACCGCCACCAUCGAGCGCAUCCUUCAGGAGCUGCCCCCGCUCGGGGGCGGCGCUGAGGCCCGGGGGGCGGCGGCCGCGGCCAGCAGCUGCCAGGGCGGGCUGUACGGCGGCGUGGCCGGGGUGGCCUACAUGCUCUACCACGUCUCGCAGAGCCCGCUCUUUGCCGGGGCCCGGGAGCGCUACCUGCGCUCGGCCAAGCGCCUCAUAGACGCGUGCGCCCGCGCCGAGGAGUGGGGCGAACCGGACGCCGACACCCGCGCUGCCUUCCUGCUCGGGGGAGCGGGCGUGUACGCCGUCGCCACGCUCGUGUACCACGCCCUGGGCCGGUCCGACUACGUGCAGCCGCUGGGCAAGUUCCGGGCUCUGUGCGCCGUCUGCGCGCCGGUGUCCUUCCUGGAGUGCGGCUCCGACGAGCUGUUCGUGGGCCGCGCGGGCUACCUGUGCGCCGCGCUGGUGCUCAAGCAGAAACUCGCCCAGGAGGUACUGACCCCAGCACAGAUCAAAUCAAUUUGCCAGGCGAUUCUGGACUCUGGGAAGCAGUAUGCCAUGAAAAAAAGGAAACCAUUCCCUCUGAUGUAUUCUUACUAUGGAACUGAGUACUUGGGAGCAGCUCAUGGCCUGUCGUCCAUUCUCCAGAUGCUUCUGUCUUACCACGAGCACCUCAAGCCCUCUGAUCAGGAGCUGGUGUGGCAGAGCGUGGACUUCCUCAUGGAGCAGGAACAGAACUGCAACUGGCCGCCUGAGCUCGGCGAGGCCAUCGAGAGAGAGAACGAGCUGGUGCACUGGUGCCACGGAGCCCCAGGAAUUGCCUAUCUGUUUGCCAAAGCUUAUCUGGUUUCCAAAAAACCACAGUACCUGGACACCUGUAUCCGGUGUGGGGAACUUACGUGGCAGAAGGGCCUGCUGAAGAAGGGGCCAGGGAUUUGCCACGGGGUGGCCGGCAGCGCUUACGUCUUCCUGCUGCUCUACCGUCUCACCGGAAACUCCAAAUACAUCUACCGGGCACAAAGGUUUGCUGAGUUUUUAUUUACGGAGGAAUUCAAGGCCGGCUCUCGUGUCCUUGAAAGUAUAUACAGCUUGUAUGAGGGAUUCUCCGGGACCGUGUGCUUUCUGAUCGAUCUGCUGCAGCCCAAUCAGGCUGAGUUCCCUCUCUUCAGCGUCUUUGUCUAGAAGGCUCCAUCUCCCACUGUGGCCCUGCAGAAGGUCCCUGAGAUUUCCCGAGCCUACCCGAGGCAGUUUCCACAUAAGCCACAUUCAAUGGUAUCACAACCAUGAGCCUUAACAUUGCCGCCAGAAGGAAGGAAGGCAGGGAGAAGGCAGGUGAAUGCAACAUGAUACCAGACGGAAGGAGGAACAGUUUGAGAACCUGCAGAAUUAAGACCCCACAGCUCUUCUAAACACCGCAGAGACUUAAAGUUUCAGGGAAUAGUUGUGAAACCAGAGAUCAGAGGAAAAAAGGAAAGAGAAAUCAUCCGUUUUUCAGUUAUGGCAUAGAAAACAAAGCUGAAAUGUGGACUAUGUCGAUAAGAUGCCAGUACUUUUGCAAUUGGAAAGAGAAUUUGGCCAUUUGUGGGUGCCCUCCACCCCUACAUUCAGAAAUGAACACAAUAAAAAAACCAAAGUAAUUGCCCAGCUGCAAAUUGCUAGGAAAGAUAAAAUGUCAGAUUGCUGAAGGACAAAAGAGGAAACUCCUUUAUUUAUUCAAAUUCAUGUUUUUACUGAAUGGAGAAAUUUGCAGAUGAAUCUCUAUCUUUAAUCAUUAUCUGGGCCCUUCAAAGGAAACAUAUCAUAACCUUUUAUUUUUGAAGAUUUCGUUUUUAAGUAAUCGCUAUGCCCAGUGUGGGGCUCAAACUCACAAAACUCAGUUUAAGUCCUGAAAUUUGAAGGGUCUAACAUCUCUUUUGGGCCUAACAUCUCUUUUCCUCGUUCCCUUUUCUUUCCUAAAGCUCAAUUAGAAUAGUAAAGUUCAUAGACUAGCAAAUACUGUAGUAAGUGUUGCAGUCAAGUAUUUUUCUCAAUUUGAAAUGUGAGCUGUGUCUUCUCUAUUGUUAAUUCAUAUUAAAAUGCUUAUGUAAUCCCUAUGAAACUAUUAGCUGAACUGUAAAAUACACUUGUGGUAAAAAUUGCUCAUCUCAAAGAUCAGGGUAGCCACUACAAAGUUAUGUCGUUUCUGCCUUUCAUGGAAUACUAGGUCUCCUGGGACAGGCAGACCCUGGCUGAGAAUGAGACCUAGUGAUGGUGAAAAGAACAUUGCUAAAGUUCAUGCUGUUAGAUUAAGAGAUGAGUGAACUCGUUGGCUGAUUGCCGUAGUCCUCAAGACACAGGCUCCACUAGAAACUGUCUACGGUCCCCACUGAGCCAAGCUGUCAUAUUAAAUUCUACCCUGCUAUAGACAUGUAGAAAUUGUAAAACUACUUCAGGUAAAUAGGGGUUUGCAGAAUACAGUAGAUACACCUGUCAGGUCAACGUGAGCUUACCCAGUUCCUAGAAUUUGGUUACUGGCGAUUUCAUACAUCGGAGUAAGGAGGGACUUGUGUGCCAUACAAGAUUUAAGAAUUAUUGAAAUAGUCAUCAAAUAUUUGCAUAUAUGUGAUAGAUGAAAAAUAUAUGUGUGUAUUCUACAUCUAUCUCCAUGUAAACCCAAACACUUAUUAAUUCAGUAAUUCCUAACUUCUUGCUUUAUAGAUAAACUGGGAGGAGUUGGGAAUACUCUGUUGCCUAAAAUGUGUGUGUGUUUGUGUGUGUGUGUGUUGACAUGUAUGUGUGUGCCAUGUGCUCUGUGUGUGUGUGUGCAUAUGUGCACACUUAUUUUCCUGGGAAGAGGUUCUCUAGCAUUUACAAGAUUCUCAAAGAAUCUGUUGGCGCUCAUCAGAACAAGCAAGGACAAAAUGGUUUUGAAAAACAUGCACCUUUUUCAUUUAUUAUUUCAUUUUCAUAUCCUCAGAUAUAAAUAGAUGAAAUUGGCUUCACUUGUUCAUUUUGAAAAUACUCAGGCUGGAGCAACAUCACAUAAAUAACAGCUUCAGAUGACUCUCAAAGCUGGGUUCUAGAAAUUCUUUCAUGAAUAGUCGAGGCCCUCUCAGAAAGCCUUAAGGCAAAAUGCCUUCUGUGGAGUAGUCUCCUUUUGAAAUGAUAGUGGUAUACCUGUUUUUCAGCAUCUGGUUUCAAUGCAUUCUCUUUGGCCUCUAAAGGCUGAAAGUAAUAAGCAUACAAUAUACCGGGCUUUGUGCAAUACAUGUUUUUUUUUAUCAUCCGCCAAACCUUCAAGAUGAUUUAGGUAAUUGAUCCAAAGUCUCACAGCUGGGACGGGGCAGAAUGAAAAUUCAAAUCCGGGGUUUCCCUUCACGAGUAUGUUUGUUCAGUCUUCUAGACUAGAAUCUGGGGAUACAGCAGUAAACCAAAGUCCCUUCUGGAAGGUACCUUUGGUUUCUGUUUGCUGAUCCUUUCACCGUUCAUUUUGACACCUGAAAUCUAAAGCCCUAAGAAGGGAUAAUGUAGUUUGACAUAUGAGUUUCAUUUCUAGGAACUUCAGGACAACUGGACACAUUCAUCCUCGCCCACCCUCUUAAGGUCUAGCAGGGUAACCAUGACCUUGUGCUGACCCUUCGGAAAAGGCAACCCUUUUGUGUGUCAGAUCCAAGCAAAGGCCAUGUUUGAGUGUUUCUUUAUGAGUUGACACCUGGGUAAAUGAGAAACAAGGGUAAGCUUGUUUAGCACUUAAACAUGCUGAUAGUUUUCAUUUUCCUGAAAGAGUUGAAUUGUAGCUUUUGGGAGACCCUCUUCUAUCUUGUAUUCUCAAGAAAAGGGAAAAGACCCUUAAGUGUUGCAGUAGAAAGC
Messenger RNA from Mustela erminea (ermine), 4296 nucleotides. It is a transcript of the gene LANCL3, whose product is annotated as LanC like 3. The coding region runs from base 367 to 1629 and encodes 420 amino acids. Lineage: Eukaryota; Metazoa; Chordata; Mammalia; Carnivora; Mustelidae. The transcript is spliced from 5 exons. The record is from RefSeq and is a predicted model, not a curated record. Gene Ontology annotation, cellular component: plasma membrane. Gene Ontology annotation, biological process: peptide modification; carbohydrate metabolic process.